Messenger RNA from Trichoderma gamsii, 213 nucleotides. RefSeq lists its product as hypothetical. The coding region runs from base 1 to 213 and encodes 70 amino acids. The transcript has a single exon. NCBI's taxonomy places the organism in Eukaryota, Fungi, Ascomycota, Sordariomycetes, Hypocreales, Hypocreaceae. The record is from RefSeq and is a predicted model, not a curated record.
AUGUCGAGCUCUGCUGAACCAUCGAAGAACGGCACCAUGCCAACGUCCACUCAAAUGGGAGAACCAACUAUGAGCUCUACGACCUCUAGACGCGUGGGUCCCAGCAGUACGCCGCCGCCUCUGAACGGGCCUAUCAACGGCGUAUCUACGACUGCCGCUCCGGUGAUGGGCGCUGUGGCUGUCGCCAUUGCCGGAUGGGUCUUGAUGGUAUAA